GGAUCGCCAUGUUGGAUUUAUGAAGCGCUCAAGACGAUUGAGUCUAGAAAUCUUUGAAAUUUGAUGAGGGGUUUUACAGAUACAUGAGGGACAACGCGUUAAAAUGCCAAAAGAAGAGGAGAAGGAAUACCUUAAGAUACUGGGAGUGGAUAAAUAUUCACCUGAAAAUGAAUUCGAAAUCAAACGAGCAUAUAAGAAACUUGCACUCCGAUUUCACCCUGACAAGAACCAGAGCGACUUCUCGGCAAGCAACUCUAAAAAGCAGUUCGAUGAAAUCAGCAAAGCUUUUGAAUCUCUCACUUUAGAUUACAGAAACGAUACAAAUCAACCAGACUACGAUCAGAUUUUCUUUGACUUUCUACGCGAUAUCUUUGACUGGAGAGAAGAUGCAGAAGGAGCUGGAACUAGUAACUUUCUUACAUAUUUCUGUGGUUCUAAGCAGCACCCAUGUUCCUCUGAUGGAGACUUCGAUUCAAGAUACCAAGAUACUGAAGAUGACGAGGACGUUGAUGGAGAGGGUGACUUGGAUAGUAUCAUGGAGAUCAUUAAGAAUCGCAAAAAGAAAGGAAAACAUGUUCCUGAAGAGUUCAAAGAAGAAAAUUUGAUGGAUAUGAAGAGUAAAUUAAAUCAACACAAAGAAGACAUGAAGAGAGAUGCUACUAAAAAGCAGUCAAGCAAGAAAGGGAAGAUGCCUGUACCUGUUGCAAAGCCAAAACCUAAGAGCAAGAAACAACUGCAAGCUGAGCAACGACGGAGAGAAAAAGAAAUGGAGAAGAUUGCAGUGGAAUUAGAAGAGAAGCGAAAAGAGGAAGUGGAAAAAGAGAAACAAAGGAAACAACUUGAGGUUGAGAAACAGAAACGGCUGGAAGAAGAGAGAAUUAAAGCACAGAAUGAGGAGAGGAAAAGGCGGGAAAAGGAACAAAAGGAGCGGGAAAGACAGCAAAAACUUGAGCAAGAGAAAGAGGAGAAAAGACGUCGUCAGCAGGAGGAGGAGAAAAAACGCAGAGAAGAAGAAGAAAAAAGGAAGAAAGCUGAAAAAGAAAAGGCAGAGAAGGAAAAGGCAGCAAGAAAGGCUGCCCAACAGGCUGCAAAAGAAAAAGAAGACAAAGAGAAGGCGGCAAACAAAAAUCAGAACAUGAAGAGACUACAACAGCAGCAGAGAACAGAUCAGCAACAAUAUCCAAGAGAAAUACCACCAAGGUUCCAAAAGAAAAUGAAACAACAGCAACAACAAUCACAGUAUCAAACACCUUCACAACAAAUGCAGCAACAACAAUCACUUCCACAACAAACCAAACCUCAACCAAAACAGCCUCCUGCAGUUAACAAGAAGAAGGAUCCUAAUCGUUUUGGACCAAAAGAAUUUGCAGACAUGAUAGAACCAGUGGAUGACUCAGGCUGGUCACAAUCUGCCCCUGUGAAGGGGUCAGGCUGGGGUAAUUCACUGGAAACUUGGGAAGAUGCAGACAAGUGGGGAAGUGAGGAUCGACAAUGGGGAGAUAAGGAAGGGACAUGGGAUAAACUUGUUGUGGAUGAAGGAGAUAAAGACACUUGGCCAUCUGUAGGAUCAAAAGGAGCAAUAGGUGAUAAGAUAAAGACUUCCUCCUUGGAUGCUGGCUCUGAAAAGGGUCAGUAUUCAGCAGAAUCUUCUCCUAAAACUUCUGUUUCUUCUAUGUCUACUGCACUUAUCUCUGACAAUUCAAGUUCUGCUCAAGGAAAUGUCAACACUAGUAUGGACAAAAAGUCUUUGCCAACUAGUAAUUGGCAUGGGACUUCAACAACAUCAUCUGAGAACUGGGAUGUCAUUGAUGAGUCUAUUGAUCAGGCUAUUGAUGCUGCUGAAGCAGCAACGGCAAAAGAUAAUGGAGGACUUGGGGCAGGCUGGGGCGGAGUGACCAAGGGGGGAUUUGGGGGGUUAAUAGGGAAUGGUUCAAACUGGGAGAGUAGCACAGAUGCAAAGGACUCAGUGUCGUUAGGGCGCAGUCAUGACCCAGGAAAAGGAGAGCUUGUGAACACUUCAUAUGUAUCUGAGACUCCAAGCUGGAGCAAAACACCUGGAAAGGCUGUCAAGCCUAAAGUGCCAACAACAUCAACAGUGGUUACUAGUAAUCUGACAGCCUCAUGGGGUGGUACCCCUGCUGAGACUGAUACUAAAUGGACUGAACCUCACUCUACUUCGGAUGGACUCACAAAUUCCAAGUCUAGUAAACCACCUAUUUUGGACUCUAAUUCUGUGGCCAAAUCAAGUGGGGACAUUGAAUCUGAACAAACUGUAACUUCAACCUCUACUACUAAACCUUCAUCUGGCUGGGGUGAAGUACCUGUGUCUAAUUCAUCUAAAUGGGGAUCUUCUGUAGAUAUCACGGGUACCUCUUGUUGGGACAAUGUAGUGUCAAAAUCAGACACAACUUCUGAUCUUAAAACCGUGAGUAGCAGCAAAGUUUCACAGUGGUUAGAGAGUACAGGAGUGUCACUUGCAGAUUUAGAAUGGGGACAAGAAAAUUUGGAUAAUGAUGAAGGAUCUGAGGGAUCUCUAGAUGGGUGGACCACAGCAUCUAAAAGAAAUAGGGCUCCCAAACCAGCUAAUGACUCAAAUGCGUGGAUGAACAGAUCUCUCAAACAACUGUUAGACAUGGGUUUCAAGCAAGAGGAUGCUGAAAAAGCUUUGAAGGCAAAUCAUAUGAACAUCGAGAGUGCAAUAGGGGACCUACUGGCCAUGAACAUGAGCGAAAACAGGGAACAGUCUGUAUCAGUUCCAAGUGGAAAACUCCAAGAGCCUGAUCCUGCAGAAGCAGCAAGAAUCCAACAGCAACAGCAGCAAGGUCAAGGUAAACUAAACCGCAAACAACGAAGGAAACUUCAACAGCAACAGCAAGCCGAGCAACAAACUCUUGAAUCAAAAACUGAACAAAGGCAAGGACAAAAUGAGGUCGCAGUUUCAAAGUCUGUGACUCAAGUCAGUGAAUCUGUUACUAAACCUGCCAGUGAACAACAAGACAAGACUUCAGAAACUCAAUCAACUUCUAAAACGGAUGAAGUACAACAAGACUCUAAAACAAAAACUUCCACGAGCACAACAAAACCUGAAAAACCUCCAUCAUCUGUAGCUGGGGCAGUAAAGCCCAUAAAUGGGCAAUCGCAAUUGCCUAGCAACGGCAAAAGAUCUGGUCCACCAGUAGUACCUCCUGCCCCAGGCCCAGGGGUACAGGGCCCAUUGAGACCAACACUUGCUCAUCCAUUACUUCAUCCUCAGUUUGUACAACAGAUACAUCUGCAGCAGCUGAGAAUGGCUCAGGGAGGUCUUCUUCAGCCUCCAUUCACCCCUCAGCAGUUUGCUAUGCUGCAGCAGAUAGCUCAACUUCAGCUCGUUCAACAGCGCCUGGCUGCACAGUCUGUUGCUCAGCAACACUUAGGACAGAAACAACAGGUAGUGCCUCAACAACAAUUGUAUCAACAGCAACAGCAGAUUGCACUCAUGAUUGCUCAGAUGCAACAGCAAGUUCUGCAGCAGCAGCCUGGGCUGGCCGGGAGACAUCCUGCAUUGCCGUUUACUGCAGUACAACAACAACAACAGCAGCAAUCUCUACUGCAACAGCAGCAGCAACAGCAGUCACCUAAUGCACAACAGAAGGGCAAUAAAGCCGCAACUAAUGACAAACCAGCAACAGAGGCACCAACGAGCAAGACAGCAGACGCUGUUAAGUCUCAGCCCAGCGAACCAUCUGCUGUUUCUCCUGUGACAUCAGAAGAACAACCCAAGCAACCUUCUCCUGUUACUCAGUCUAGGCUCACACAGUGGAAGCAGCCAUUGUUACAUGAACCUUCAUCAGCACCAGUCACUCAGUCCACCGUCACUAGCAGCACACCAGCCUCAGUGGACUCCAAAGCUCAGACAAUAUCAGCUCCUUCACAAUCAUCUUCAGGUGUGCUAACCAGUGUCGUAUCAGCUCCAUCCAUUUCAACCAGUGACCUAUCUGAUUCCUCAGCUCCAAACAGCAACAAUGUUUCUCCACGGGCACGAAUUCCUGAUCCAGUUUCAAGCAGGUGGGGUGUGGACGCUGGUCCCAAGCUGUCUGCUGACCCACCUGAAUUUAAACCAGGUGUACCAUGGCGCCCUGCUCCAAAAUCUGACAAAAGAGAUGAAGUGAGAGAUAGUGUUUCUCCCAACACCGUGGAAAGCUCCAGUCGUCCAUCUUCCACUAUUGACUCCUCAUCAGAUAGCUGGUCGAAUUUGGGAAACCAAACUGUCAGUGCGCCCAGCAGCGUACAACUUGGAAGCAAUGUAAAGGUAGCAGACAAUGUUGUCACUACCAUUGCAAGUUCUUCCUUCUCAGGACUGUUGGUCAAUAACCAUACAUUUGAGUCAAGUCAAAUCGACUUUGGCGUAGGCUCAACCCCAUGGCUAGGCAAUAAAGCCCCUGCCCCACCUGCGCAAGCGACAAGUAGAUCUGCAGGAUCCAGUGCUGCAUCACUGUUGAGACCUCCCCCUGGGUUGGGAUCUGACACCACUUUACCUGAAUCCCCUCUCUUUGACGAAGAGCCUCCUGCUUGGUUGAAAAGCUUAAUAGAUGGUUCCAGUCUUGGAGGCGAUAAAACCCAGCCUGAGUUUCAGUUCAGUCGCUUUGGGUUUGCGAACAGUUCAACACCAUGGAGUCCAAGAGAUAGCAGUACGCAGCCGUUUAGUCCUUUGACACCCAACCCUCAACCUUGGGCUGCUGUCGGGGGUCCUGCUCCUACUCUGUCAUCGUCGGCAUCAUCUGUAACUAUGGCAACAAGUGAAAACCGUAGUGGAAGUGUGAGCACAACCGAGCCAUCAUCUUUGCAAAACUCAGGGAUCAUCUGGUCAACGAAUCAACCCAUACCGAGUGCUGAGGAGAAGCUCUCAGGGAAUUUACCUGGGACUUCUGUCCCCCCUGUAUCUGCAUCUAGCGGUGUUGCUCCUUCUAGAACUGCUGUCAAUUCCAUGUCAACUUGGCUGGUACUGCGCAAUUUGUCACCAAGGAUGGAUCCCAAGACCCUCCGUCCUAUGUGCGAGAGGCAUGGGCCACUGCUCACAUUUCAGUUGAAUCUUCGCCAUGGGAACAGCUUGAUCCGUUACGGCAGCAUGGAAGAAGCGGCAAAAGCGAGGGCAGCGUUGAAUGGCAUGAUGCUGGUUGGCUCCCAGGUGGCAGCAGACUUCGCUACAGACAGUGACAUCGGUAGCUUCUUUGAGCAAACCAUGGAUUGGAGUGCAAACCCAUUUCCCAGCAACACGUACGGUAAUCAGUGGUCCUUUCAGAACGUGCUUGGUUCUGCGGCAACUUCGGACAAUAUUCAAUCUACAACCAAAGCACCGAUUGGCAAGGUUCCACCCGGAGUAUCAAGCACUGAACAGCCCAUCCCAAAAGUAAAUAACACCACAUCUGGAAUGCAGUGGGGAUCUACGAUAGGGACACUGCCCUCGCCCUCGCAAGGCCUUGUUGCUGGCGAACAGUCCAAGGUCAAUGCCCCCAGCCCUCAGUGGGUAAUCGGCUCACAGGGAAGCGAACAGCCUGGGGCAAAGCCUAACACUGCAGCUCCCAGUGUACCAUGGGGUAGUGCACAUGGACACGCACCAGCACCGUCCUACUUGUGGGGUACAGGCCCUUCACAGCAAACAGCCCUUGGUGGAAACUUUUCCCAAGUACCCAGUAUGUGGUCCUUUCCAGCUGGAGUCCCACGUGAUGUGGAGCCUCAGUCAGGAUCAGGAGACGGGCUUGUAAGCCCUUCCAUGACGACAUUCCUUCCCCCUGGCCUGUUGAACGGAGGGGGAGAUUCAGUCUGAACUGUGAUCAUGAACUUAGAAUCACAAUGCAUCAGCGUUUUUUUUUUGUAGUUUUAUCGCUUACAUGUGCGUUUGUUUCAUGUGUUGUUAUGUGUGCGUUGGCCCUGAAAAUGGGUCUUCUGUGUAUCUACAUUAAUGUUUCAAUAUUGAUUAAAAUCUCAUGCUAUACGAAGAAA
Pocillopora damicornis (cauliflower coral) is the source of this 5979-nucleotide messenger RNA. RefSeq lists its product as uncharacterized. Gene Ontology annotation, biological process: positive regulation of nuclear-transcribed mRNA poly(A) tail shortening; miRNA-mediated gene silencing by inhibition of translation. The record is from RefSeq and is a predicted model, not a curated record. NCBI's taxonomy places the organism in Eukaryota, Metazoa, Cnidaria, Anthozoa, Scleractinia, Pocilloporidae. Gene Ontology annotation, molecular function: RNA binding; protein binding. Gene Ontology annotation, cellular component: nucleoplasm; P-body.